Messenger RNA from Mytilus trossulus (common blue mussel), 1308 nucleotides. RefSeq names its product N(4)-(Beta-N-acetylglucosaminyl)-L-asparaginase-like. Gene Ontology annotation, molecular function: asparaginase activity; beta-aspartyl-peptidase activity; N4-(beta-N-acetylglucosaminyl)-L-asparaginase activity. The transcript has 8 exons. Gene Ontology annotation, biological process: protein deglycosylation. The record is from RefSeq and is a predicted model, not a curated record. The coding region runs from base 68 to 862 and encodes 264 amino acids. Gene Ontology annotation, cellular component: cytoplasm. NCBI's taxonomy places the organism in Eukaryota, Metazoa, Mollusca, Bivalvia, Mytilida, Mytilidae.
AUUCUGGUCAAUACUACUUCCUGUAGGGGAAGUAACUCAAUGUACCUUCGCGAUCUUGACAAACGAAAUGCACAAAGUAAUAUUAGGAACUUGGAGUUUUUCAUAUGAAGCGGUAAUUACAGCUAGGGAUGCACUUUUAUCAAGUCAGUCGUCGAUUGAUUCAAUAGAAAAGGGGAUUAACAGCAUUGAAGAAAACAUGAAGUACGGUCCCUGCAUUGUUGGCGUUGGCGGACCGAGAAAUUCACAUGGAUUUUUGGAAAUGGACGCCGCUGUAAUGAAUGGACGACAUUUGCAAUUUGGAGCUGUAACUGCACUGAAAGGAUUUUCAAAACCGAUCUCUGUGGCCAGAAGUGUUAUGGAACGUUGUACUCACAGUAUGUUGACAGCAGAUGGGGCGAAAAUAUUUGCAGAAAAAGAAGGAUUUGAUUUCAAUCCCGAGCUUGCCAGUGAAGAUACUAAUGGAGAAAUGCCACCCCAAUGUCAUGAUACACUAGGACUGAUUGUUUUGGAUGGUGAUGACAUUUCUUGUGGUGUAUCAACUAGUGGCAUGCCAAAUAAACAUCCUGGUAGAGUUGGAGACAGUGCACUGCCAGGCAAUGGUCUGUAUGCUGAUGUUUCUGGUGGGGCAGCAUGUUGUAGUGGUGAUGGAGAUUUUAUUCUAAAGUUCUGUCCAGCAUUCCACGUGGUUCAGUUACUCAAACAGGGAAAGGACCCUAAAGAAGCAUGUAGUAUUGUCAUCAGUGAUAUGAAAAAUCGAUGUAGAGAUUGUUUUGAUUGUUCUAUAAUAGCAGUUAACAUGAAGGGUGAGUAUGGUGCAGGUACCACUGUUGCAAGCUGGAAAGAUCUUUUAGAUAAGGAUUAGACAUUUAAUGGAUUUCCUUAUGUUGUUUGGACAAGUGAAAUGGAUGAACCAAUUUGUAUGUGUCAAGAAAUUAUCACAUAAUAAAGAUACAAUUAAUUCAUAAUAGACAACAGCACUUAAAAUUACCGAUCAAUGAGUUACAGGUUUACUCAUGGCGACUAGUUCUGCUCAGUGGUUGAGUGUAGGACAAAGGAUGCAAUUAUACAUAUCAUGAAGUGAUGUACAUUUGUACUUCAACAACAGAGGGUGUAAUGUGCAAUGGCUGCAUGGACUGACAUGUAUAAAUUAGAAAUGUAGAAACCUUAGGAAAACGUAUUCAGGAAUAGAAAAAUAUUGUACAGUUGUUACAAGACAAUUAAAAGAUGUUAAAAACAAGUGCUGAAUUGUAAAUACCUUCAGGAAAACAGAUUGGGACUUCAAUCCACAAUUUAGUUUUCUAAUAAUCA